Molecule: messenger RNA, 976 nt
Organism: Erigeron canadensis
Lineage: Eukaryota; Viridiplantae; Streptophyta; Magnoliopsida; Asterales; Asteraceae
Product: transcription initiation factor TFIID subunit 8-like
Exons: 1
Coding region: 84-887 (267 amino acids)
Cellular component (GO): transcription factor TFIID complex
Molecular function (GO): protein heterodimerization activity
Source: RefSeq, a predicted model, not a curated record
CAUAUUAAGAGUUUCAGAAACACCAACACCCCCAAAUUUGAAGCUGAACAUAAAAAUUAGGGUUUUGAAAUCACCUCGCACCGAUGAAGAAGAACAGAACCAGAACUUUAUCAUCACAAUCUAAACUUAAUAUUUUCCAAUCAUCAGAUUUCCACACCGCCGUCUCUAAAAUCGCCGUCACGCAAAUCUGCAAAUCCGUUGGAUACGCUGCCGCUCAAACCACCGCACUCCAAACCCUAACUAACAUCGCCGUAAGCUACCUCCAAUCAAUUGCCAAAUCUGCCGUCAUCUCCGCCGUAUCUACCGGCCGUACACAAUGCAACCUGUAUGACGUCAUCCGUGGACUUGAAGACCUGCAUUAUGACGUCGGAUUUACCGGUAACGGAAAUAUUAAUAAACGGUUGUAUCCACUUGCUGACUCAUCGAUGCUUCUGGAUAUUCGAAAGUUUGUUUAUCGGAAUCGAGAGAUUCCGUUUGCUAAACCGUUGCCACGUGGAUGUGACGUGGAUUCGCAGUGUUUGUUUGGUGACAGCGAGAAAGUGUUGAAGCAUGUUCCGAGAUGGUUACCGGAUUUUCCUGUAAUUAGUGAAAAAGAAGAAAAAACGGUGGUGGCGGUGGUGGUGGCUGGUGGUAGUGACUUAGAAAAUGAGGGUAAAAAAGCUGCGAGUGAGUUAGCGGCAAAAAGGGAAAGGAUAAGUUUUAAGAUUGUUAGAAGGAGUGGUAGUAAAACUAAAAAUGAGAUUAAACUUGAAUUUGGAGUUUGUAAAGGUGGAAAAAGGAUUUCAUGCCAUAAUUAUACUGAUAAUGAUGAUGAAAAUUUCUUUAAUCACUAUGAUGAACUAGCAUCAGCAGCUGCUUGUUCAAAUUCAACGAUGAUAAUAUUUUGAGGAUUUAUGCAUUUUGAAGAUUAUUAUGUAAUGAUGUUCAAACAACGAGUUUUCGAUAUAUGUAUAUAUAGAUACUUAUAUAAAUGAAA